Messenger RNA from Gastrolobium bilobum, 609 nucleotides. RefSeq lists its product as uncharacterized. NCBI's taxonomy places the organism in Eukaryota, Viridiplantae, Streptophyta, Magnoliopsida, Fabales, Fabaceae. Bases 1 to 609 code for a protein of 202 amino acids. The transcript has a single exon. The record is from RefSeq and is a predicted model, not a curated record.
AUGGCAGGUAAUCGCGGUUCCACUCGGGGAAGGACUAACAAUGCUGAAGAGGAUCUUAUCACAACAAUUGGGGGAUUGGCCACGUUCGUCCAGAACAUGAGCCAAGAAUGGCAAGAACAUCGUCAACAGAACCAGAAUCAACCCCCGCUGCAGGACCAUGCGGAGGAGAUUGCCCGACGGAGGUUGAAGGACUUCCGUAACUUUCAACCACCUAUCUUUGAAGGUGGAGACCACCCUGAGGCUGCAGCAAACUGGCUGCAGAUGAUCGAACAUAUCUUCGAACGGAUGGGAUGCCCAGAGGCUCAGAAGCCGGACUAUGCCUCCUAUCAGUUGACGGGAGAAGCAUUGACAUGGUGGACUGGCGCGAGAGCUCUGCUGCGAGCUCAGAAUACUGAAGUGACCUGGGCUGUGUUCAGGAGGGUAUUCUUGGACAAGUACUUUCCAAAAGCAAUGCGAAGAAUGAAACACACAGAGCUACUGUCUUUGAGGCAAGGAAACAUGACUAUCAAUGAAUACAUUGCAAAGUUUGCACAACUGAUGGAAUAUGCCAAUUUUGACCGUAACAUCUAUGAUGAGGAGUGGCAAGUGGAGAAGUUUGAGAGUGGUUGA